CAACCUCGUUUACUUGCCUACUUGCAAAUUUGUCCUCUUUCCAUCUCGCAACAAGAGGUGGCACCUGCCAUUACCACUUGUUCGUUGCCUUUCUGUUGAGGCCAGGCAAGUUUUUGUAAUUCACCCAAGAGACCCAUUUUCAAACAUCAGUUCUGGUCUCUAAACGUUCUUUUUCCUUUGAGAAUUCUUGUAUGAAACAUGGGUAAUGAAGGAGAAGGGAUUAAGGAGAAUGGAGAAGGGACUGCCAGCAACACUGUUGAUCCUCCACUUCAAAUGGAAGGUAUUGAAUUGAUCCCUGGCACGUCUGUUCUGAUGGCCCAAAAGAAAAAUAUUGAUCUCUGGCACACAACUUGAUUGAAUUAUAGAUUUUGAGGGUUUGCUUAACCAAGAGUACGCUGUUAAACACUAAUUCAAGGUAUCAAGAGACUCAAUUUGCAUAUCUGAAACUGUUAUAAAGACAUUCAAGGAAU
Molecule: messenger RNA, 470 nt
Organism: Rubroshorea leprosula
Lineage: Eukaryota; Viridiplantae; Streptophyta; Magnoliopsida; Malvales; Dipterocarpaceae
Source: the annotation of a GenBank genome assembly